AUGCUCGCAAGGGGGGCGAUCCUGCCACUGUUCCUGGCCUUCGCCGUGCUGGCCUGCCCCGCCACGGCCUCAGCAGCAGUGCAAGUGACUCUGUACGGCGAGUCUCUGUGCCCCUACUGCAGAGCCUGGAUCCUGGAGCAGGCCUCAGAUCUAUUUGAUCAAGGCUUCUCCAGCUACAUCGAGUUCCGCUACGUUGCCUGGGGAAAUGCCCACCGAAGCCAUGAUGGCCCCCAGUGCCAGCACGGUGCGGCAGAGUGCGCGGGCAACGACCUGAUCAACUGCGCCCAGGCGCUGUACCCCGCCCAGGCCCUGUGGUUCCCGUACCGCCGCGGCGCGGGCGACGCCAGGCCUGCUACGGCUCGCCUGGCGCGGCGUGCUCGGGAGGUGGUGGGCACCGGCUGCCUGGUAGGGGGCUGUGUUUCGCUGUUCCAUGGUGGUUACUGA
Auxenochlorella protothecoides is the source of this 444-nucleotide messenger RNA. RefSeq names its product GILT-like protein F37H8.5. Bases 1 to 444 code for a protein of 147 amino acids. The transcript has 3 exons. The record is from RefSeq and is a predicted model, not a curated record. Gene Ontology annotation, molecular function: oxidoreductase activity, acting on a sulfur group of donors, disulfide as acceptor. Lineage: Eukaryota; Viridiplantae; Chlorophyta; Trebouxiophyceae; Chlorellales; Chlorellaceae.